Messenger RNA from Drosophila grimshawi, 616 nucleotides. RefSeq lists its product as uncharacterized. The transcript has 3 exons. Lineage: Eukaryota; Metazoa; Arthropoda; Insecta; Diptera; Drosophilidae. The coding region runs from base 124 to 567 and encodes 147 amino acids. The record is from RefSeq and is a predicted model, not a curated record.
ACAAUGAAUCCAGCAGCCAGGCAGGCUUCCAGACAUAUGGCAAAGGCACGAGUCUAAGCCAUCAGACUGAAAAGAUACCUUCCCAAAAUGUGUUGAUGCCUUCAAGAAAUUAAAACGAACAAAAUGAGUGAAGUGAAAACCAACUGGAAAUGUGUCGGCGUCAGGCAAAAGGGAAAACUGCAGCGCGACAAACAAUCUUUGUCCGCGGCCAGGCAGCUCAACAACAAUAUGUCUUCGUGGGCCGUCUCCAGCACAAGGCUGCACGACGCCCCGCCAAAUGGGAGCCGGAGCCGUGGCGCCAAAGGAUCCAGACUGCUCAGAUUAGCAUGGCAGACAUUCACCGUCAAAUGCCAGCAGCUAGGCGACCUUCUGCGCCGGGAGGCCAAUAAGCCGCUGCCCAAAGAGCUGCGACGAUCGCUGCGCAUGAAUAAAUCGGCCAGACGGAAGGGCUAUCAGCACUACGAGAGUGAAGCAGAUAAACAACGCAUCAAGGAUCACUUGAAUCAGCCCAUCAAUAUAUCGAUACGCAUCGGACCUGCCUAUGACUAUAGGCCAUCGAAUUAUUAGCCAACUGAGCCUUUACAUUUACAAAUAUGAAUUUAAUAUUUAGUAAAAU